Molecule: messenger RNA, 2413 nt
Organism: Drosophila bipectinata
Lineage: Eukaryota; Metazoa; Arthropoda; Insecta; Diptera; Drosophilidae
Product: glycerophosphocholine phosphodiesterase GPCPD1
Biological process (GO): glycerophospholipid catabolic process
Molecular function (GO): glycerophosphocholine phosphodiesterase activity; starch binding
Source: RefSeq, a predicted model, not a curated record
CUUUCAUUGAGCUGUCAGGAAAAUACAUUAAUCUACUGAUUUUAUAUAUAUUUUUUUCCAAAUUGCAACUUUUUACAUAGGCAGUAUUUUGUGUGGUUUAAGGAGUUUGACGAAAUUUCCGUUGCUAUUCAGUUACGAUGCAUCGCUGGUUUUUUGCCAACGAGCGGGAAGAGUGCGAGCCCAAGGUCGAGGAGAUCGUCGAAGAGUCUGGGGACGAUGAUCUCUCUCAGGUUCCUGACGAGGCCAAUGUGCCCACCACUGACUGGCCCUUCUGUGUGACCUACCAUCGCAAACUAGCCGGUAAUGAGUACAUUGCUAUAACGGGUAACUGUCACAGUUUGGGGGACUGGAAUCCCAAGGAGGUGUAUAUUAUGGCCAAGUCGGAGUGCUACGACUGCAUGUGCAUGUGCCAUCAGUAUGAAGCUAUUGUUACAAUUCCGCGAAACAUUGAUAUCGAAUACCGUUACUGUGUGGUGGCCUAUGACCCUGAGAUGGACGAAGUCUACAUUCGGACCUGGGAGGCGCAGAUCCAUCCGCGUGUCAUCCGAACCUGCCAGAACAUGCUGAAGCUGUGCGACUGCUAUGGGCAUCCCAAUGAAGAUGAGACCGAUCGGGUGGACCGCGGCUGGGCCACAACCGAAACUAUUGUGCAUCUGCGAGUCUUCAAUGCUCCGUUUAUAUGGCAAGGACAAAAACAGCGUCUGCUCUACGUCCGAGUCCAGCCGAUGUUCGAGGUUCCAGUGCCGGCGUGUGACAAGCCUAGCGACCAGCCCAGGGGUACCCUUAAGGUAACGCGACUUUCCCACUUUCUGGCCGACGCCGAAGUACCUGUUGGGGAGCUUGAGCUAAGGCUGGCAUAUGUCGAGGCAGUUAACUUGAAGGAAACACGCCCUCUCGCCUUCCAGCCCAAGUUUGGGGUUCGUUGCGGACCUGCCGACAUGCAGCUCUUCCACUGCUCCAUUGCUCUUCCAGCGGAGACCAGGUACCGCAUCGACUUGUACACCUUUGCCAGCAAUGCCGGACAGGAUGAGCCGCCCUAUCACUACGGCUACGGGUUCCUGAUGCCGGAGCAACUGGAGGGCUCGGAGGGUAGUGCUCGGGUGAAGAUCACGUGUGCCUCCACCCACCGCCCACUGAUCGAGAUGAAUAUAAAAUACCUGAUGAUUCGGCCGCUGGAGAACUACAGCUGUGAUAUGAGCCUCUGCUACGCGCGUUAUUGGCGCAAGGGACGCAUAUGCAUGAAUAUUGGUCACAGGGGCUCGGGGAACACCUACCGCCUAGGUCCGGACAUUGUGAGGGAGAACACCCUGUAUGGUUUCAAGCAGAUGGUGGCGGCCAAUGCCGACAUGGUGGAGUUCGAUGUCCAUCUCACUCAAGAUGCCCAGGUGGUGGUGUUUCAUGACUUUGUGCUGCGAUUCCUGCAGCAGCGCUUCCCCACCUUUGAUGAACUUCUGUACAAUCAGGAUCUCAUCGUAUUCGCCUAUGAAAAGCUUAACAGGCUUAUGUUACUGUCUAUGGGUGGUUCAAAACGAAAGGACCACAUUGCUGUUCCUUUGGAGGCUUUUACCUACGAACAGUUGCUGGGAGCUAAGGUUCUUCGCUUCGCUGGCGGGAAAGGAUGCGAUCUUAACUGCGCCCAGAUGUUGGUGGAACAAAGACCUUUUCCACUGCUGCUGGAUCUUUUCAAGCAGGAGGACAUUCUGCCCACCAAGUUGGGCUUCAAUAUCGAAAUCAAGUGGCCGCAGCUGGACAACUCAAGACGCUGGGAAAAGGGCAGCUUUAAGCCCACCUUCGACCGAAACUUUUACGUGGACACCAUUCUGGAAAUUGUGCUGCAGAAUGCAGGGAAGAGACGCAUUAUUUUUUCCUCAUUUGAUGCAGAUAUCUGCACCAUGAUUCGCUACAAACAGAACCUCUAUCCGGUGGCCUUACUCACCGAAAGCUUGGACUCGGAGGUCCAGUAUGCGGACGAGAGAGUCCGAAACUUGGAGAUGUCCGUGCAGCUUGGCCACGCAAUGGAGUUCUUUGGACUGAGCCUGCACGCGAGCACCUUGCUCAAGUGCCCAUAUACUGUGGCCUAUCUUCAACAGUACCACUUAUGUGCCUUGGUUUGGGGCAAACAAACCACAAAUCUGGCAAUACGUAAUUUGCUUAAGCGGUUCGGAGUCGUGGGAAUCAUUUACGACCGACUUGACCAGUUGGACCAGGCCGGCGAAGAACUGGAGGGCACUGUCUGCACCAUCGACUCGGUGACUACGCGGCCCAUGAUCGAGGAGACAGAGCUGGCCGAGUGGCGCCAAAAGUGCGGUUACAAGAGCAGCUCCACGGAAACGAGCCCAUACGCAUAGGUUACUUACCAAAACCUCAUGCUUCUGUAGCUGGCUAAUAAAAUCCCAAAGAUAUAAAGACCAAA